AUGUCGCCUGUCUUAAUUUCGAAUUCGAAUAAGAUUUGCCCAUCGAUGCCAGCCAUUGCAUUAAAUAAUACUCAGAUUCGUACUUUGAUUAACAUCUAUCCACCUCCACCAUCCGUUCCUCUUCCGCAAAAUUUUCAUCCACUCGAUUUACGUAAACAUUCGCCAUCAAAUAUCGCAGCGCAAACAUUUUAUCACUUAUAUUUUCCUCAUUUAUUGGCUCUUCAAAAUCAAUCAGCAACAGCACAUCAUCAAAUCACUGAUCGAGGGAUCAAACGAUCGACAAGUUCUCAUGAAUCACCACAAAAACGUCAGACAAUUCUUCCAUCCAAACGCUUCGAUUUCGCUAAAUUAGCCGAUGAAGCUGUUCGAGACAAAGAAGAAAAUUCAAAUUCUUCAACAUCAUUGAAUACUAGCAGUCAUAAAAAUGAUUUGUCAGUCUCAUCAACUCCAUCACCAGCUGCUAUCACAAGUGGUGUUUCUUUACUUGCCUCGAAUUCGACAUCAAAUUCAUCAACUCGCUCUGCAUUUCAUCCAGUAUUAGUUCCUAAUCGAAAUACAUUAAAUAAAUUAAACCGACGAUCGUUUCCAACCGAUAGUUCAAUCAAACAUCAUGGUAUGAAACGGAAAAAACGAGCCAAAGAACAUAUAUGUCAGUACUGCAAUCGUCAUUUUACCAAAUCUUACAAUUUACUCAUUCACGUACGAACUCACACAGAUGAACGACCAUAUACAUGUGAUUUAUGUUUUAAAUCCUUUCGACGACAAGAUCAUUUACGUGAUCAUAAAUAUACACAUUCAAAAGAAAAACCAUUCAAAUGUUUGGAUUGUGGCAAAGGCUUUUGUCAAUCUCGAACACUCGCAACCCAUAAAGCGACUCAUCAACAACCGACUAGCCAUCAUAAUCGAUGA
Adineta ricciae is the source of this 909-nucleotide messenger RNA. Lineage: Eukaryota; Metazoa; Rotifera; Eurotatoria; Adinetida; Adinetidae. The record is from the annotation of a GenBank genome assembly.